AACCUCACCGCCUCCACCUUUCUCCAGCGACGAAGAUGCCAGCAUCCCCUUGUGCCCUCUGUAAAACCUCGCGCGCCCUUAUCGUUCGACCCAAGAACCACCAAAAGUUGUGCAAACCGUGCUUCCUGCAUGUCUUUGAGACCGAGAUCCACCACACAAUAACCACAAACGCCCUCUUCCACCGCGGUGAACGGAUCGCCAUAGGCGCCUCCGGUGGUAAAGAUAGCACCGUCCUUGCAUCAGUCCUCAAGACCCUCAAUGAGCGCUACGACUACGGCCUCGAACUCAUCCUUCUCUCUAUAGACGAGGGCAUCACCGGCUACCGUGACGACAGCCUUGAGACAGUGAAGAGAAACGCCGUGCAGUAUGGCAUGGAGCUGAAAAUUGUGGGCUAUGGAGAGCUAUAUGGGUGGACGAUGGACCAGGUCGUUAGCCAGGUGGGCAAAAAGGGCAAUUGCACCUACUGUGGGGUGUUCAGACGGCAGGCAUUAGACCGCGGAGCGGCGAUGCUCGGUGUCAGACAUGUAGUGACGGGGCAUAAUGCAGAUGACAUGGCAGAGACAGUGCUCAUGAACCUACUCCGAGGUGAUCUGCCGAGGUUAGCAAGGACAACGAGCAUCGUCACUAAGACGCCGAACGCGGCCGCGAAGAUGGACACAAAAGACGGCAGAACAGACGAUGGCAUAGAAAUCAUCCCGGACGUAAUCUCGCACACCGACAUCAUCCGCUCUAAGCCGCUCAAAUACGCUUACGAGAAGGAAAUCGUCCUCUACGCACACCACAAGAGCCUCGACUACUUCAGCACUGAGUGCAUUUACUCACCCGAAGCCUUCCGCGGCAGCGCACGAGCUCUGAUCAAAAAUCUCGAGCGUAUCCGUCCCAGCGCGAUUCUAGAUGUCGUGCGUAGUGGCGAGGACAUGGCGAAGCUUGUGCCCGCAGAAUUCGGGGGCGCACAGACCGAAGAAGAAGGCGAAGGUGGCUGUGGAGCCGCGCAAGGCCGGACGGGGGGCGGGAGUAUGGGAUCAUUGGAGGCAAAGCUGAGGGAGGAUGAAGGUGCAAAGAUGAGAGAGGUGGAGGCCCUGGAGACAGAGAUCACACUACCCAUCCGCACAAAGGGGAAACCGAAGAGUAAGCCGAAGAAGGGAGCGCCGACGCAGGCGAAGAAAUACCAGAAGCAGGUCAUGGGCCAGUGUGAGAGGUGCGGAUAUCUGUCAAGUCAGAGCGUGUGCAAGGCUUGUACGCUGCUCGAAGGGCUGAACAAGGCUAGGCCGAAGGCAGACAUUGGGAUUGUGGUUGGACUGGAUACGUGAAAGAGUAAAGAAAGGUAUAACGACUACGCUUCUGAUGCUCUAGGAGCGCAUAGAUUCAGUAGAGUCCGGGGCCCGCACGACUGAUACAGCAAUAACGCCGGUGGUCCUUCGUGCUUCGAUCAAAGUUACGACGACUGAACAAAAGUGAGGCCUCGACAACAGCACUGGCAGCCAUGAAGAUCCGUAUCUUCGAUAGCGCCAGAGCACAGGCACGUCUGCGCCUUAUCCUCGAGGUUCAUAUAGACAAACCAUACAGCAAUUUUUUUGCUUUGCUAUACAGCGGCCGAAUAAGAUAAUAUCCCAAGAUCCCUUUAUAUAGAGUUUAGAGAGCCUAUUUACCAUCGCCGCUACGGUAUAUACAUACACGCUCGUAUAUAUAAUGAGACACACACAAUACAAA
Pseudovirgaria hyperparasitica is the source of this 1710-nucleotide messenger RNA. Its product is annotated as PP-loop ATPase superfamily protein. Gene Ontology annotation, biological process: tRNA wobble position uridine thiolation. The transcript has a single exon. Gene Ontology annotation, molecular function: tRNA binding. NCBI's taxonomy places the organism in Eukaryota, Fungi, Ascomycota, Dothideomycetes, Acrospermales, Acrospermaceae. Bases 36 to 1310 code for a protein of 424 amino acids. The record is from RefSeq and is a predicted model, not a curated record. Gene Ontology annotation, cellular component: mitochondrion; cytosolic tRNA wobble base thiouridylase complex.